UACACUUAAGGCUUUCCGACUCUAAUAAUCUUCGUCUUAUUACGCCUUAUUUCGUACAUUGUCGGGAUUCCGCGCUUUGCCGAGUACCGGCGUAAACUAGAUAUAACCGGUCCCGGCUCCGCUGUAUGAAAGACGUAAAUAUCGGGAACCAGGCGGUAGCCUCGUUUUCAAAAGUAGAAUGGCUGCGCCCGUGAGAGAUAAGUACGGACGAUUUUUUAAGUUAAAACGGGGUGUUUGUGAAAAAUUACGGACUAAUAGAAAUAUUAUAGAAGACCACAACUACGUCGUGGGUAAUCCGAACACUUCGGGUGACAUUAAUAUUCCAGGAAUACCGGAACAAAGGAAAACAAACAAAUUUUUCAACAACAAGUGGAGGGAAGGUAGACGUGUGGUUGAAUUUGGUGUUUUAUUGGAUAAUCUAAAAGUCUGUAAAGAAUGUGGGUUAGGGCCUGUGCCUCUUACUGCAUAUAAUGUUAUCGGUGAGCAGAAGAAAGGACUGUCAGGGUUUUUGUACGUGAUAUGUCAAAAUGUGGACUGUGCAGCUGUGAACCGUGUGACAUACGGGAAAACACACCGAAACAAACAAAAAGGCAUGCCAUGUUUUGCUGCAAAUACUAAACUUGGGACAGCAAUGAUAGACAGUAUUGGGGGCCCAGAUCGUGUUAACAACAUUUUCGCCACAAUAAACAUCCCAACUAUAAGUCACUCCAACUUAAAGAAGAUGGAAACUCGGGCUGGAGAAACAGUACAGAAGAUUUCUGUUAAGUCAUCAGCGGCAGCUGCCAAAAUGGCCUUCAAGCAGGAAAUGGAUGAGGUUUCACAAAAAGAGACUGAUGAGGCAAAGCAGUCUAUAGACAGUCUAAUUGAAGACCUUGGAAUUGGAGCAAUGCCAGAUGCAUCCCCUCAUACAAAGGAGGUGCUGCGACAGUCCUGUGCCAGUGCCGAGGCUGACAAAGGUGAUGGUAAUUGGAGUGAUUUAGGCGACACACCCAUCAAUCAGGAACGAGUUACCAGAAGACAAAAUUCCCAACCUGACGGCUGUAGAAAGAUCUCUUGUGAAAGAGCCAAAAUUCGCCUUCAAGACAAAUUUCAGUGUAGGACCAGACUUGGAAUGUCCUGUUCAGUUGACACCGCCUGGCAAAAACGUGGAUUUGAUAGUUUAACCUCACACACAUUCUUCAUGUCAAAGUCAAAGUAUGGGAAGAAGGUUCUUAAGUCAAUUGUAUCACACAGGGUUUGUGGAACGUGUAACUGGUGGGCACGCAACCGUAAGGGUCAAGCAGUCAGACCUCACCUGUGUGUUAGAAACCAUCGUGGGAGUGCCAAACUGAUGGAAAGUGUCAGUGGGGAGAAAGGAGUGCAGGAACUGAAGGAUGAAGGAACUCCGAUAGAAUAUGUUGAAGGAGAUGGUGACAAUACACUCAUAGCUAGAGUGAAAAACAAUCUAAAUAUACAUCUAAAAAAGAGAUUUGACAAAAAUGUUGGAAAACAUCUCUUCAGUCUUCAUCACUCUAAAAAUGUGAAAAUCAGUAAAAUUACUAUCCUCCAUCUUCAAAAGUGUUUAAAAUAUGCUUUUGCAAAAAAUGCUGGUGAUAAGGAUGCUCUGAGAGAAAACUUGAAUGCUUUAGUUCCGCAUCAAUUUGUGAUCACAGUAUGUGCCAUCCUAGAUUCUGUGGGGAAAGUUUCAAUAAGAGCGCCUAAGAGCUUCCAUUAUGGGAACACUAAGUCUCUUGACUAUAGGGUCCACGCUACAGCAGCUUGCAUCAAUGAAGGAAGACAUUACAUCGCAGAGUUGUCUCAAGUUACAGUUACACGUUCCAGAUCUACAUGCAUUCUGGUCUCAAUUUGGACAAAGGAUAAGAAAGACAAUAGAGCAAAUGUAGAUGCUGGCUUGUCCCCUGGGGUCCACACACUCAAGCAUGCUGAAAAGUGCCAGAAAAAUCGUGAGCGUGUCCAGGCCAAAAUGGAACUUCCCUCAACGAAAAGACGCCGUUUGGAGUUGAAGAAAGAGCGGGCGGUGAACCAGGGUGCCCAGGAGGUGUUGGAAGGAGUCUCUUAUCAGUCUGGAAUUGGCCAUGAGACCAAUGCAGAUAUAGAGGCUAUUCCAGCCCCAAUACCCAAAGGAGACUUCAAACCUAUUCAGCUCACAAACCCGACAUUGGUGACGUUUGAUCUGGAGACGACAGACCUUAUUCGUGGACAUUGCCUGCCACAGAUAACGCAGAUAGCAGCGUCAGAUUUGGCUGGAACCCGUACAUUUUCUCAGUAUGUUCUACCGACAGAACCCAUAUCUGCUGGGGCUAGGCAAGUCACUGGCCUCUCAGUUGAUGGCGACCGUCUAUUACAUCUUGGACAACCGGUAGAAGCAACAGAUAUAAAGUCGGCCCUACAACUAUUUACUGCCUGGGUGAAGAAAAUUCCAAACUGUGUUCUAGUUGCACACAAUGGUAAAAAAUUCGAUUUUCCGGUAAUUGUAAUUGCAUUGAACUGUGCAGGUGUAUAUGAUAUGUUUGUUGACGGAACAAAAGCACUGGUUGAUUCUCUUUCACUUUUCCGGAAGGUGAUUCCAGGAAGGAAGUCAUACAAGCAGGAAGACCUGGUACAUGACAUUUUGAACACCUCAUAUGGGGCACAUGAUGCUGCAGAAGACGUGCAUGCUUUGGGCAGUCUUAUUUCCCAUUUGGACGUUGACAACAAGACAGUAUUGACUCAAAGUUUUAGUGUAAGUGCAGUUUGUAAGAACAUGUUGUUCAACAAGGAGAAAGCCAAAAAUCUUCCAUCGUUGUCAGUGCUUCUAUACAAAUCCAUAUGCAAAGCACCUACGGCUGAAAAUAUAGCAGGGUCUGGUUUGAGUUUGAACUUGCAACAUCUUGAAGCUAUAUACAAGCGUGAUGGAGAGGAUGGCCUUACAAAUACUUUCAUAAUGAAAAACAGUGAGGGCCAACCGCGUGUUACGGCAGCGAAACGGAUUUUAGAUUCUGUGAUCCCUAAACUAGUAGAGUUUUUCAAAGAAAAGAAACUUUAA
Messenger RNA from Ruditapes philippinarum (Manila clam), 3025 nucleotides. RefSeq lists its product as uncharacterized. NCBI's taxonomy places the organism in Eukaryota, Metazoa, Mollusca, Bivalvia, Venerida, Veneridae. The record is from RefSeq and is a predicted model, not a curated record. Gene Ontology annotation, biological process: DNA catabolic process. Gene Ontology annotation, molecular function: 3'-5'-DNA exonuclease activity; nucleic acid binding. Gene Ontology annotation, cellular component: cytoplasm.